AUGAGAGCCAGGACCAGACAGCUGCUCUCCCUCGUACGGGGGAGAAACCAAGAUGACAAGAUCGAGGUUCCCCUCGAGGUGAAGGAGGCCAUCCUCAAGUCACUGAGGGGCGGCGGCGGCCAGCUGAGCAACGGAACGGCGGCGAUAGGGCGACAUGCCUUCGCACCUGGCAACGACAUCACAUGGGCGUGCCGCGACGGCGUCGACGUCAUCACCACCACCGAUGCUAUCCUUGUGUGGUACAUCGCCACCACCCUCUUCGACAUGAAAUGGCGCCGCUCCGAAUCUGCUGGCGGUACUCCUCCUUCUCCCUCGACGCCGCCGGUGGCCAACGACGACAGCAAGAAGAAGAUCGUCGUCGCCUGUUGCUUGUCGCGCUACUGCAUGUACCUGGUGGCCGAGGCUCCGGAACUGCUGCCGGACAAGCCUGACUGGAUCAAACGCCGCUACGAGGCCGUGAAGAAGCGUAUCGAGGCGGCACCCAGGUGCAGCGGUGAUGAGUCGUCCGUGUACCAACACCUGCUCGACACUUUCAGCCAAAACUCCCACGAGGUGCUCAUCAAUGGCGCGAAGCUUGCAAAGCAGCUGGCGGAGGAAGCUGAAGACGAGGUGUGGGAGCUCCUCUCCGACUUCUGGUCGGAGAUGCUGCUCUACCUCGCUCCUUCCGACAAUGUCAAGGUCCAUAUCGAGGCCCUGCAGCGUGGCGGCGAGCUCAUCACGCUCCUGUGGGCGCUGCUGCUGCACGCCGGCAUCACCAGCAGGCCGGUGGAGAACAAUUUCACUGCAUGA
This is a messenger RNA of Miscanthus lutarioriparius, 789 nucleotides long. The record is from the annotation of a GenBank genome assembly. NCBI's taxonomy places the organism in Eukaryota, Viridiplantae, Streptophyta, Magnoliopsida, Poales, Poaceae.